Alligator sinensis (Chinese alligator) is the source of this 6715-nucleotide messenger RNA. RefSeq names its product zinc finger protein 319 (gene ZNF319). Bases 973 to 2643 code for a protein of 556 amino acids. The transcript is spliced from 2 exons. Gene Ontology annotation, biological process: regulation of DNA-templated transcription. NCBI's taxonomy places the organism in Eukaryota, Metazoa, Chordata, Crocodylia, Alligatoridae. The record is from RefSeq and is a predicted model, not a curated record. Gene Ontology annotation, molecular function: DNA-binding transcription factor activity, RNA polymerase II-specific; RNA polymerase II cis-regulatory region sequence-specific DNA binding.
GGGCGGCGCGGGCCCGCGGCACCGUCCUGGGCGCUGCGCCUCACGACUGCUCUUGUUGAACAGGUUUGAGCUCGAGGCUGUGCUGCGGCCGGCUGGACGUCGGAGCCUGGGAGCCCUGGGCCGGAGCGGGGAGGAGAGUCAAAGCACAGGCCCUUCUGCCAUUUCCUCUCGGCCGCUGUGAAAUGACUUUGCCUGGACCCUGAGUCCUUCUCCCCAUCCCGUCGCCACCUUUUAUUUUGCCAGCCAGUGCUAUGAAGUCAUUCUCUCCUUCAGGACCGUCGUUGUGAUGAUGUGACUUCAGCGGGAGGCUAAGCAGGAAGCGAAGCUGGGCCUGAAACGGGAGGCUGUUAGAAGGCAGGUAGAUUCACUGCCCCAGGGUGGGAGGAGAGGCGCAAGGUGAGUGGAGCUCCCUGCGCUUCAGGCCUUUCUGCUGCAGUGCUCCAGUCUGGGAGUAUUGCCUUCAUUCUCAAGUUCCUUGAAUUCCCUCCUGUGAAUCCCACCAAGGAGCAACUUUGACUGGGAACUGGCUUUACCUUGCUUGUACGCAGUCCUCAGUUAACCCAGUAAAACUGAGCCACAGCAAAAAGGAUUGAAUGUGAAGGUGUCUUGCUUACCUGUGGGAACUGAUGUCAGCUGUCUUCUUCCCUGCAGAGCUGUUCCUUGGAGUGCCUCCAUCACCUUUCACAAAUGUGAGCGCAACAGGCCAGCACGGAAAAGGGCCUCCCAUCAUCUUCAAAACACUUUUGCUUUUGGCUUUAAUAUAUAUUCUUUUGUUGUUGUUGUUGUUGUUGAAACUUGAAAUGAUCUUGCAAAGGGUGCUUUCCAUCUUCUCCUCCUGAGAUUUGAGACUGGGCUGGAUUUCCCAUCCCCAAAUUCAGGGCCAGCUGCUGGGAAUUAUAUUCUCUUCAUCAAAUCCUUUCGACUGAGAAGCUGAAGCUGUCAGUGCUGAAAUCCCAUUUCUUUUUCCCAAGCAUGUCAGAAAGCUGGCAACAGCAGCAGCAGCAGCAACAACAACAACAACAACAAGCACAACAGCAACCCCAUCACACUGGAACAGCAGCACUCGCAGAGCAUUCAAUCCCUCCGACCACGGCUGAGAACGCCUUGGGUUGUGCAGUCUACGGCAUCCUGCUCCAACCAGACCCCAAUUUGCAGCACCACCAGCACCCACCGAUCCAGGCUGGAGAACCCUCCCACAAAUGUGGCGUGUGUGGCCAUGACCUCACUCACCUGUCCAAUCCACAUGAGCACCAGUGCCUGCCUGGGCACGACCGCUCUUUCCAGUGCACGCAGUGCCUGAAGAUCUUCCACCAGGCCACCGACCUCCUGGAGCACCAGUGCAUCCAGGUGGAACAGAAACCUUUUGUGUGUGGUGUGUGCAAAAUGGGCUUCUCCCUACUCACCUCCCUAGCACAGCACCAUAACGUGCACAAUGGCAAUGCCAUGAAGUGCUCCAUCUGUGAGAAGACCUACAAGCCUCCUGAGGGGGAGCAUGCCCAGCCCCUGGACCCAUCAGACAAGCCAUACAGCUGUUCCAUCUGCCAGAAGACCUUCAAGCACCUCUCAGAGCUGUCGAGGCACGAACGCAUCCACACGGGCGAGAAGCCCUACAAGUGCACCCUGUGCGACAAAAGCUUCAGCCAGUCCUCACACCUGGUGCACCACAAGCGGACACACAGCUCAGAGCGGCCCUACAAGUGCACAGUGUGUGAAAAGACCUUCAAGCAUCGCUCACACCUGGUCCGCCAUAUGUAUGCCCACUCAGGUGAGCACCUCUUCAAGUGCAAUGUCUGUGAGCUGCACUUCAAGGAGUCGUCGGAGCUGCUGCACCACCAGUGCACACCCAGUGGGGAGCGCCCCUUCCGCUGUGGUGAGUGCCAAAAGUCAUUCAAGCGCCCCUCAGACCUGCGGCAGCAUGAGCGCACCCACAGCGAGGAGAGGCCCUUUAAGUGCGACCUCUGCCAGAUGAGCUUCAAACAGCAGUAUGCCCUCAUGCGCCACCGCCGCACCCACAAGGUGGAGGAGCCCUUCAAGUGCAGCCUCUGCGAGAAGGGCUUUGUGCAGCCCUCCCACCUGGUCUACCACCAGCAUGUGCAUGGCAUUGAGAACCUCUUCAAGUGCAAUGUGUGUCAGAAGGGCUUCAACCAGUCUUCAGAGCUUCUGCGGCACAAAUGUGUGCAGAACGCUGAGCGCCCCUUCAAGUGUACCGUGUGCAACAAGUCCUACAAGAGGUCCUCGGCUUUGCAGAAGCACCAGCUGUCGCACUGCACUGAGAAGCCGCUCAAGUGCACACUGUGCGAGAGACGCUUCUUCUCUUCCUCAGAGUUCGUGCAGCACCGCUGUGACCCAGUGCGCGAGAAGCCCCUGAAGUGCCCGGACUGCGAGAAGCGAUUCAAAUAUGCCUCGGACCUGCAGCGCCAUCGCCGGGUGCACACAGGCGAGAAGCCAUACAAGUGCCCCUCAUGUGAGAAGGCCUUCAAGCAGCGCGAGCACCUCAACAAGCACCACAGUGUGCAUGCCCGGGAGCAGCAGUACAAGUGCAUGUGGUGUGGUGAGAGGUUCCUGGACUUGGGCCUGCUGCAGGAGCACAGUGUCCAGCACACUACCGAGGGGGCAUAUCAGGUGGCUGCGUGCUUGCCCUGAGCUGCCCCCACAGGUUUCUGCUUGCAUGUGAACCUCUUCAACAGCCCCUUCUCUUUUCUUGUACAAGGCGGAUUCCUGGACCUUGGGAGGGCAGUGGGAGAAGAUCUGCCAGUCCGGUUAGACAUCAUCCUGGCCUCUGUACAUUUCCACCUGCAUUUGGUGUUUUAGUGACGUGCAAAGCCCAAGAGGGGGCAUGGAGGAAAAGGGAGGCAAAGGAUGGAAAUGAAUCCUGUUCCUGUUUGUUCUCUCCUGGUUUAUAGUUUACACUGCCUGUAAACUGUUGUCCUUCUCACAUGUCCCCCAGUACCGAGGUCUCCUGAGAGAACUGGGUAACUCACCUUUUUUUUUGAGAGGCGCACAGGUCUCUCAAGCCAGGCUCCAGCACUACUCUCCUUGGGGGCUCAGGGGCCUUCCAGCUUACUAGUUCCAUCUUAACAAGGUAGCUUAUAAAGAUCAUUUUAAAACCACACUGUCUAAUUAAAUGCCCCUGGGUACUCCCCCAUGUCCUAGUAGCAUGCAGGAAGGAGAAGCUGUGGGACUGUUGUGCUCCAAAGGCACUGCUGCCUUUGCAGUCUUAGCUGACUGAAAUCAUGCAGUAGCUUUGAGCAAAGGCUCUAUUCCUCUUAUUGCUCCCCCCCUCUCCCCCAUAACUCUGGAACUGAGGUGGGGCAUGAAUGCUACACAUUACUUAAAGAAACCACAACCCCUAAGGCUAACCCCUCAGGCUAACCCCUCAGGCCACCUGUAUUCCUGAUUGGAAUAGUCUGAGAACCCUUAAGCUUCCAAGCUGCUCAUCUGGGGACACCUUGGACUUUCCUAAGACUUACAGCUGUCUUGAGGGACAUUGCCAUGGUAGGGUCUUGCAACUGCUGCCAGCCCACAAAUCCUUUUAUAGCACUUAGCAACGCACUUGGAUUGGAUGUAAAAUAGUAGCCCUUGCACUUGCAUUGAUGCGUAAACCAGGGGGUUAUAAGUAGCAGUAAAACACCAAGGGGUGGGGAAGAUGCUACUGCUAAAGUGCAGUCUCCUGGAUUCCUACAGAAGAGAUGUUUAUUUGGAAAUGAGCUUAAGGGUAUCAAAUCGGGAGUUCUGAAAUUAUAACCCAAAUUCCACAUCCAGGGAAUUGCAUCGUGACCUUUAGGGUUAUGAUUUUUCUAGUUCUGUUUGUGGAGGCUAAUCCACAUUUACGUAAUUGUCUCUUUGGGAAGAGGCAGGUUGGCAGAAGAUAAGGGAAUGAAAACUUUUCCUAGUGAGAUUCCCUAUGAACUGAUCUUCUUCUUCCCUUGCCCCUUGCAAAUUUUCUAGAGAAUCAUAUAGUUCAUUUUAUUGCAACUAAGAUAAAUGCCUAGACCCCAAUACAAAUUCCCUAUCAUAUAUUAUUCUGCUUGAUGAAGCUGCCCAAAAGCUACCAGCUGCACAGUGUUGUUGGCUUCUCACGACCAAGGUUCAUCAGCUGAUAUCUGGACACUUUUUCCAGGCAAGGGGCAUGCCCAUUGGAUUACCCAUAAUUGUUUCCUUCCUCCCACUUUGCUUGGCUUGGUUGACCAGUGUUUGUUUGAACUGGGAGUGUUGUAGUCUGUUGUAAUUAUUGAGAGCAGUGGCCAUUCAAUGGUCUAUACUGGAGAGGGGGUCCGUAUGAUAAGUGUUACAGUGGAACAAGAUGCCUCCGUUUCCUUGCAGAAGGCUGGGUUGUGCCUGUUUAGUCUCGAGAGAUUCAGAUGAUUCAAAUGGAGGAGGGAGGGCUUUCUUCUCUAUUACAGUUUCACUUCCUGCAUUGCAAAGAGGACCAGAGCUUGUUUCCUUGAGGGGGCUGGAACCAUUUGAAUGAAUGGGGCGGAGUUCUCUUUUCCUCAUUCGCAGCUUUAAGAACGCCAAAAUAAACCGUGUUCUCUGAUGCCCAAGGAGGAGUGACUGAUGCUCAUCAUAUUUCAUGCUGCCUCAGAUAUAUAGAACCUCCUCCUAUCAAGUUUUCUGUCUGCAUUGUUAUUUUUUUCCAUUUUGCUUUUUUAAAGCAGUUUGUUAAUAUUCAUUAAAAAGAAAAAAGAAUCCUGUAUAGUUUAAUUUGAUGUCAUUUUGGAUCUUUAAAAAAAGAGAUGUGAUAACUUGGAUUUUAAAAGAGAUAUUCAGUUCUAGGUAGCUGUUUUUGAUGUUUAAUAUAUAGUGAGUUCAGUGUAUGUUUAAUUGUAGGAGUAAAAUAUGAAACAAGAUCAAGGCAAGUUCAUCUUGUUCAGGUCUGUCUUUGUGAAUGGCUUGGGGGUGGGGGGGUGGUGCUUGAGGCAUCGCAAAUGGAAGGUUAGAUUCAGGAGGAAUAUACUAAGAAACCAAAUUUUAAAGUCCAUUCAAAUAUAACAGACCUGGCCGUGGAGGCAAGUUUUAUUGUUCCAGAUGCAGAAACCUUCUGUGUUUUACACUAAUUUGCACAAAUGCCUUGGGAGGUCCUUUGGGAAUGACCCACACUUCUGAAUGGACUCAGAAGUGAAUGCAUUCAUUUAAAAUUAAAACAAAACAAAUCAAGAAUGUGUCCCAGUGUUCUCGCUGGAGUUAUUUUGACAGCAGCAGCUACUGACAGUUUAAAUAUACAAGUCAAUGUUUUGCAUUAGUGUUUGCCACUAGAGUUGCAGUAAUAGACCUCACUCACAGUUGCUCUGCCAGCUGUUGUUUGAACUGCUGGGGAGAGACCAAAAUGUGGAUUAAUGAGGCCGUACUCUAGCUAAAUAGCAGACAAUAGGUUUUAUUAUGGGUGGUAAAUACCAGUCCCUUGAGAUAAGAGAGGUGCGGAUAUGAAUAUAUAGUAGGGAGUGGCUGUGCGGUUCCUGCAAUCUCAGUACUUUUGCUGUGAGGUGCCAGAAGGGGGAGGGGGCAAUCACUAAGCAAUACUGUUGUUAUUAAGAAAUAAUUCUCCUUUUUGUCCCAGUUUGAUUUCUGACCUAUUGCUGUAGGGGUCCAGCAAACUCUUUAGCAUUCUGUCUUUUCAACUCAGUACCUCUUCCAAGCUUUAGGCCAGUUUUAGAAAUGGGGAACCAAGCUACACUUAAUUUUGUUUCCUCCUGGCAAUAGUGCUCAUUCUGGUUGUGUUUGGCUGUGUGCUUCUGACUUAGAGCCAAACAGUGAGUCAUGUGCUGGACUUCUCUAGACUAGCAAUGCUGGCUGGGCAGUACAGUGUAUCGUGGGUAUCCUGACCACCUGCUCCAGCCCUUAACAGGUGCUCUUGGUGACAGGAGGGAGCAGUAGUUGUGUCUGUCCUGUGUAUAAGUUGGUCUCGUAUAUAGAGACAGGCAUGGGGAGGUGAGGCUUGGUACUCCACUGAGAACUGAGGGUGAGGGUUGGUAUUUCAUCAUUCAGGUGGAAGAUUUUGCUCUGUCCUAGCUGAGGGUGCUUUCAUUUGGAAAGUCACUGCUGGUAGCACUUGCCAGAGGCCUGCCCCUGAUGCUAGUGAUGCGAUAGCUCAUUCUAUCUGUGGCAGGUACAGGAUGUUACUUGCUAAGUGGAGGAAGGUUUGAGUAGGUGUGAGGGCCCAGCCAAGUGAAAUUUUCAAACAGCCUUGUUGAAAUCAGGGAAACUAGGAUGGAUUAGGGAAACCAGCAUGGGUUUGUAGCAGCUAGAUCAUGCCUGACCAAUCUGGUUUGGUUUUAUGACGGGGUCACAAAAUGCUUAGAUGCAGUAGAGGUGGAUGUCGUCUUCUUGGAUUUUAGCAAGGCCUUCGAUACGGUAUCUCAUCCCAUUCUCAUGAAUAAAUUAAGAGGCUGAGACACAGAUGGUUACACAGUCCCAUGGGUGGCAAAUUGGCUUAGCGGUUGCACCCAGAGAGUGGUAGUAGAUGGGUUGGUAUUGACCUGGAAGGAUGUGGGUAGUGGGGUCCCUCAGGGUUUGGUCCUUGGACCUCAACUCUUCAAUAUCUUCAUCAGUGACUUGGAUAUGGGCAUGAAGUGUACUUUGUGCAAGUUUGUGGAUAAUACUAAAUUGUGGGAUGAAGUGCACACUCCAAAGGGUAGGGAAUGAUUGCAGGCAGACUGGAACAGGUUAGAAAAGAGGGCAGUACACAAUAGGAUGCAGUACAACAAGGACAAGUGCA